Molecule: messenger RNA, 1708 nt
Organism: Lineus longissimus
Lineage: Eukaryota; Metazoa; Nemertea; Pilidiophora; Heteronemertea; Lineidae
Exons: 4
Coding region: 311-1144 (277 amino acids)
Source: RefSeq, a predicted model, not a curated record
AAGCCUGACCUAAAUUACGGUGUAUCCGGAUCCACUUCAUAACAUUUUCCAUCCCAAAUACUCGUAUAGUUUACAUACAGAAUCAUUCGACGUGUUGUCAAAGGGGAAUAUGUUACUGCGUACACUGAAGAAUUCCAAAUCACAACCUAUUGGUAAAGGGUAGGCAAAUUUCCAGUAUAGAUUCCUCACGGUGGAGUUAAUUCGGUCACCUAAAUAUCGGUUCGAGAAAUACUUAUUACAAUUCGUUUGACCCGAAUUACAGCGAACAGAGGAAAGUGCAAAUAGUUAUCAGAAGUUUUUCAGAUUCAAGAUGGCGAAUACUAGAUUCGGGUCUCUUUGGCUUCUUGCUGUUUUCUUCUUCGGGCUAGUUCUUGAUGCUGCUUGUGGAAGUCCUAUUGAGAAGCCCAUUAAGGUUAAUAUCGAAGAUGAUGGAUCUCAAAGGCCUCACAUUAUUCAUUUGGAGGUGAAUGUACUACCCGGGCCGGAAAAAGAGCAGCCGCUGUACGCCAUUUCCUCGGACCCCAGCACAGAGGCAGGCGAAGGGAGUGGAGAACCGCCAGAGCCCAAUGGUGGGACUGAAUCAAAUUGCAUCAUGAUGACCCCUCAGAGUGUGAGGGGCUACGGAGGAUGUAACAUGACUGAGGUUGAGGAAAAUUGCUACACCAAUCCUAUCUGUUCUGACACCUGUAUCGCAGAGGACGGCACCAUAAAGGUGAUCGGAUCGCCACUGUGGCCCGAACAGAACGACACGCAAAUGUGUGAAUGCGUGAGACCAGGUUCGAUAUAUCACUCCCCGCCUGUUCCACCCCCUGGUGCCAGAGAGUGGCCACCGAGCAGACAUUGUCGUCCCAACGGUUGCACGUUUCCAGGUAAUAAUACACUCAUUCAACCAGGAGCCACAGUCGAAUUGAACGGCACGCCGUGCUUCUGCGAGGCAGGACCGGAUCCAAAUCUUAUGGAUUAUGCCUUCCUUUACCACCUAAAGUGCCACCCAACUACAUCCGAUGAGGACACCUCUGCGUCUAUUGAGGUUACCAGUGCGUCUAAUGAGGCUAUAGUCGUGCCUAAUGAGGCCGAGGCCAACCCUGCGUCUAAUGAAGACACCCCUGCGUCUGAUCAAGAGGAGGAUACACCCGAUGCAUAGGAAGGAGUAAGCAGUGAAGUUGCUAGACAACGUUGUGAAAUGACAUUUGGUUUAUAAUGCAGCAGUACCAGUUGACCCAUUCCCUGUAUGCUAGAGACAAUCAUCAUUACAUAAAUCCUUCAACAGUUAAUAGCGGGAUAAUCAUCUAAUUUAGUUGCUUUCUGGUUAAUAAACACUUUUGCGCAGUUUGACAUGAAGUGGUCGUAUCACCAAUGAUUUCAGUAUAAUUAUUGCUGUGGAUCUAUUUGCAACACUUCCAGAGGAGAACGGAAGUGCGGAAGUGCGCUAUCGGGUGAUAUCACUCUCCUCUGGCCAGAGAAAUUAAAAUUGCCCUCGACAGUGCUUUACCUCUGAUAAAGGAUGCAAUUGCCAUCACCAAGGGUUGAUCAAGAGCUUUCUGAAAAAUAGAAAUCGUAGCGCUGCUACAAACGAUCGUUCGACAAUAGAAUCGCAUUCGGUAGGCCUAUAUCCUUCAACCUGUAUAGCCUAUAGGAGCAAUUGUCAAAGAUAAAGUUUUUGUCAAUUUUCUAACAAAUAAAAAAAGGAAUUUGAAUAAAAACAAAA